Messenger RNA from Carcharodon carcharias (great white shark), 953 nucleotides. Its product is annotated as cytochrome c oxidase subunit 4 isoform 1, mitochondrial-like. Lineage: Eukaryota; Metazoa; Chordata; Chondrichthyes; Lamniformes; Lamnidae. Bases 106 to 630 code for a protein of 174 amino acids. The transcript has 5 exons. The record is from RefSeq and is a predicted model, not a curated record. Gene Ontology annotation, biological process: mitochondrial electron transport, cytochrome c to oxygen.
CAGCUGCCGCUUGUUUGUGACUGAGGGAGGGAGAGAGAGAGAGCAAACAGCACAGCGCUGUGCACAGUGUAAAGGACAAGGCAGGCUCCAGGACAGUACAGCACGAUGCUGGGGUUCUCUGUAUUUCGAGGUACUAAUCUCUUGAGAGCACGAGGUCUUUUAUCCGCUCUCAGUGUUCGAGCAGCACAUGGACAUGAGGUUGCUAAAGGUGAGGACCUGUCAGUGCCGAUGUACUGUGAUCGGAGGGAUACACCUCUCCCUGAUGUUCCUUAUGUGCAGAAGCUGAAUGCGGAACAGACAGCCCUGAAGGAAAAGGAGAAAGGGUCUUGGAAGAGCCUGACGGAUGAAGAGAAGAUUGCAUUGUAUUGCAUCGCUUUUCAUCAGAGCUACGCCAAUAUGUGCAAAUCGAACAAUGAGUGGAAGACAGUGAUGGGUGGAGCCUUCAUCUUUAUUGGAUUCACCGGCCUGAUUGUGUGGUGGCAGUCAAUCUAUGUGUAUCCUCCCAGGCCACAUACCUUAAGUGAGGAGUGGAAGGAAAAGCAGGCCAAAAGAAUGCUGGAUAUGCAAAUAAACCCGAUAGAGGGGUUUGCCUCCAAGUGGGAUUAUGAGAAGAAUGAAUGGAAGAAGUGAAGUUCCUAUUUAGAGGAAGGUUUUCCUCUUAAUCCAAAAUUUGAGUGUUCUAACAGAAUCUGACUCAGCAACUUUAAAACAGUCUAACCUCAUGUUAAUCCUAAUCUUCUCCAGGGUUUUGCUGAAUUGUAAAAUGACCACAAACGCACCUUCAACAGCAGUUUUAAAUUUUGAAAUAAGUCACAUGAUUGUAAAAAUUGCAAUUUAUAAUAAAGAUUGCUCUUAUAAUAAAGUUCUGUACACUCCAUACUCACUGUUAUGUUUGAGAAAUGGCCCUUGCACAAUUCACUGCUGGAAAUAAAUGGACAAAGCGUUAAAACACA